AUGCUUCGACAGCUCUUCUUUUGUAUUUCAUUGAUUGCUACUGUAUCGGCUAUCCCAGUGGAUAAUGGCGUUGAAGGCGAUCCAGAGAUAGAAUGUGGACCAGCAUCGAUAACAGUUAAUUUCAACACGAGAAACCCAUUUGGGGGUCACGUCUAUGUGAAAGGACUUUAUGAUCAAGAAGGAUGUCGAUCAGAUGAGGGCGGUCGACAAGUAGCUGGUAUUGAGUUACCUUUCGACACUUGUAAUGUGGCUCGUACUCGAUCUUUGAAUCCACGCGGUAUUUUUGUAACGACCACUGUAGUCAUCUCGUUCCAUCCUUUAUUCGUCACUAAAGUUGAUCGUGCUUAUCGCGUUCAGUGCUUCUACAUGGAGGCUGAUAAAACAGUUAGCACACAAAUUGAAGUCUCUGAGAUAACAACUGCAUUCGUCACUCAAGUCAUUCCUAUGCCUAUCUGCAGAUAUGAGAUCCUUGAUGGUGGACCAUCAGGUCAACCAAUUCAAUUCGCAACAAUCGGUCAACAAGUAUAUCACAAAUGGACAUGUGAUUCAGAAACAAUCGACACAUUCUGUGCCGUAGUGCAUUCAUGCUUUGUGGAUGAUGGCAGUGGUGAUAAAGUUGAGAUUCUCAACGAAGAUGGAUGUGCCCUCGAUAAAUACCUUCUCAAUAAUCUCGAAUAUCCUACUGAUUUGAUGGCUGGUCAAGAGGCACACGUUUACAAAUAUGCUGAUCGCUCUCAACUUUUCUAUCAAUGUCAGAUUGCUAUCACUAUCAAGGAACCCAACAGUGAAUGCGCAAGACCAGAGUGCUCGGAGCCACAAGGCUUUGGUGCAGUGAAAUCGGCCGCUCCAAAAUCACCCGCCGCAUUGAGGGUACUGAAGAAACGUGCCGUUGAUUCGAAUAUGAAUACCCUUGAUGUGAGAACAGACAUAAGCACUUUGGAUAUCAUUGACGAGUCCGCUGUACUGCCGGCUGCUUUACGACACCGUACAUCGUCAUCUGAAUUCGGCACUCCAAUGAUGAUUGCACUGUCCAGUGGUCACGGUGGAAUAUGCAUGUCUACAAGUGGUUUCGCGAUCGUUUCUGCACUGACGUUCGCACUGUUCGCCUCCGCAAUCGCCGUUGUCGUAACGUUGUUGCGAAGUCCAUCUAAAGCAUGA
Molecule: messenger RNA, 1158 nt
Organism: Anisakis simplex (herring worm)
Lineage: Eukaryota; Metazoa; Nematoda; Chromadorea; Rhabditida; Anisakidae
Source: the annotation of a GenBank genome assembly